Folsomia candida is the source of this 1322-nucleotide messenger RNA. RefSeq lists its product as uncharacterized. Bases 696 to 1223 code for a protein of 175 amino acids. The transcript is spliced from 3 exons. NCBI's taxonomy places the organism in Eukaryota, Metazoa, Arthropoda, Collembola, Entomobryomorpha, Isotomidae. The record is from RefSeq and is a predicted model, not a curated record.
ACAAGUGAUAAUAACCAAAAAACUCAACCGCUAAGUUUGUGAUGUUGUUAUUUACAUAAAUUGAACUUAUUUAUCCGUAUAUAAUUUUUUUUCACAAUAUUAACCCGUUAAGGACCAAGUACACACAUUUGUUAACUUUUUUGCUUUCCGUUAAGGACCAACUACACACAUUUGUGUAGUUUUGAAUUUUUCGAUGACAACCAGAAACCAAGGAAAAAAUGGAAAAAUGGAAAAACUCUAUUGCAAAAAGUGGAAAACUCGAUGGCAAAAAGUGGAAUUUCUGUAGACUUUUUCUGCCAAAAAUUUGAACUUUUCCUAUACCAACGCCAUGUAAAAAAACUGGAAUUUUCGAGUUUUUCUGGUUUUCACUGUCUUUUUCAUAUUUUUGAGAUUUGACAUCUGAAUUAAAAUGGUAGCAAACGAAUUUUCCAGUCCUUUUUGUGGGAGCGAAGGGGUUAAAAUUCUUAAAAUGACAACAUUCCCUCCGUUUGGUACACGAGCUUUCUGUUGGUGACAAUUCGUCUGCUCAAUUAGUACUAUAAAAUUUAGCCCAAUCAGCUAUAGUACCUCCGCAGGUUGCGAUUUGUCCCCAAGUUAUUUAGAGUGUAGUAAUUCCUUUGGAUUAUUUUAAUGUUGAGAGUUCCGUAAAUUAUUUUAAAAUUUCAGCAAGCAGGAAAAUCUAGAGUUCCUUCAGGAUGAAUAAAAAAUUCGCGGCCGUGUCACUGCUAAUUCUAGUUUUGGCGAGUGGUGUACAAAACGAGGUGCCGUACCGACGCCACUUUUUGUUGAAACACUUGUCCAGCGGGAAAUGCCUGGUGGGUCAUCGUGGCGACACUUUCAUGGACUUUUGCGACCCUUCGGACAAGAUUCAGGAGUGGAUCACGCUCGGUCCCCAGUGGGGGGGAAGUAUUAGGCCAUUCAUCACCCCGGAAAUGUGUCUCGCCUCGCCCCCCGAGGGAAAAGGAUUUUACACCCAUUUGCAAAAUUGUUCCCUACAAUGUGCCUGUAUAAGAUGGACCAUCACGCUUGACCCUCGACCCACCCCGGCCCCUAGUUUGGGCAAGGUCAUGGUUUGGAACAACGACGUGGAGCGGUGCCUCCAACCCAGCGGGGUAAAGGUCAAGACGGGUCCCUGUCCCAAGCACGACGGCUGGAUUAAGAUCGAACGAGCCAUGAGUGACAGUUUCUUCUGGGAAAUGGCUCUCAUUAAAGCAACACAUUAAUUUUAAAGGUCAGAUUAUCUAUAAUUUCGGGUGGAACAGAAUCUCAAUAAAUUUUGAAAAUUCACACCAGUUUUACAUUUAAAUAAAAUUGUCCAUGGA